Molecule: messenger RNA, 1839 nt
Organism: Salpingoeca rosetta
Lineage: Eukaryota; Choanoflagellata; Craspedida; Salpingoecidae
Exons: 8
Coding region: 103-1839 (578 amino acids)
Source: RefSeq, a predicted model, not a curated record
UUCGCGUAGCAACGAAAGCAGAAAGCAUCGCGCCGCUGCCAACCACCACCACACAAGCAAUAGUGCCACCACCACGACCAGCCUCGACAGCGCAGAGCGACGAUGACCGAAGCAGUCCAGGCGGUUCAGGCCGCCAUCGCCCUGCGCCGUGUUCGCGUCGAUGAGCACUUCCGUGACUUUGACCCCCUCCGAGCCGGGCGCAUCACCCCGUCCCAAUUCCUCAGGUGCUUGGACCAAGUGGGCGUGCGCCUGAGCGAGGAGCAGCGGGAAACGCUGCUGAAGCAGUACGACACAGGCGACGGCCGCGUCAACUAUCGCCAGUUUGUGCAGGACGUGUACAGCGCCUUCACCCGCACCAACCUGGAAAAGGCGCCUGCGGAGAAGCCGCCAACGCCCGACCGCGCCGAGACGUCGCUCAUCGGCGCGGCCGCGCGCUUCGGAUACGACGACCCGGAGAUGGAGGAUCUCUACUUUGAGCUGCGCGACAUCAUCCGCAAGCACUGCAAGACAUACGGCAUGUCCGUUCGCUCCGCGUUCCAGGAGUUUGACAAGGUCAACAGGGGCAUCGUCACCCCAGCACAGUUUGAGCGCAACCUCCCCGCGCCCAAGGACAUUGAGCCCUUCCACGUCAGGGUGAUUGCCAACCGCUUUCUGCAGGACAACAAUAUGGUCAACUACCUCGCCUUCCAUCGCGACGUGGAAGGCAUUGGCCCCGAGCAGCCACUCGGGUUCCGCAACACGCUGCGCAAGAGGGAGAUGGAGGACGUGCCUGGUGCCGGCACCAUCAGGGCGGCCAGCGCCGACGACGUGUUGCGAGAGCUGCAGGUUGCCUUUCACAAGACGCGCGUGCGCCCCGUGGAGUUUAUGCGGGAUUACGACAAGCUCAACUCGUCUUGCAUCACGGCAAACCAGUUUGAGUGCGGCCUGAGCCUCGCCUGCUCCGCACCAGGCGGGGUGCGGCUGACGCGGGAGCAGGUGAAUGCGCUGGUGGAGCGGUUCAGAGCACCGGACGGGCGCGUCAACUACAGGCAGUUCUGCAAACAGGUUGACGAAGCAUUUGUGACGGGCAAAGAUGACGAUCUUGUCCGGGACCCGCUUGCGUCUGUGCCGACGCGCACGCGAAAGGACAUUGUGCGGGACGAGAACGAGCUGGCAGGGGAGGACGAGGAACGCGUGCAGCUGGUGCUCGCCGCCAUCAAGCAGCACGUUGACGAGCGAAACCUCGACCUGUAUCCCCAGUUCAGGGACUUUGACCGCCGCCACGGCUUCACCAAGGGCGUGACGCGCGCACAGUUCCGGCGGCUGCUCGACCUGACGCUGGGGCUGCCGUUGCAGGAGAGGGACGUGGAGUUGGUGUGCGACAAGUACACGAACGCAGCAACGGGACACGUCAACUACCACAAGUUCAUCGCGGACGUAGACGAAGAUUCGAACCUGAAGCCGCAGGAGCAACUGUACUUUGACAAGGCCAGCAUCGCCAACUUCAAGACGAUGAAGGAUGUCGAUGCAGAGCGAGAGGAACGCAUGGCAGACCUCGACGAAGCCAUUGCUAUGCUCAAGCUCAGGGUUGUGGAGCGAUCACUGCGUGCAGCGGAGUAUCUGCGGGACUUUGAUCGACUGCGCAAAGGCCUCAUCACCGCCGCCCAGUUCAAGACGGGCGUCAAGGCAAUGCACCCAGACAUGUCAGAGGAUCACCUGAAUGCGUUGACUGCUGCGUACACGGACACGACGGCAGCACCGCCAGCAGUCAUUGCCUGGCGCCGGUUUGCGUCGGAUAUGGACGACCUCCUGCUCCCCACCAGAAACCUCGAGAAGGCGCCAACCACGUGCGGUGACUGA